UGUUGAAAUCGAAGUAAAACUUGUGGGAUACACGAGACUCUUGACAAACAAACUAAACAAAGCGCUGACACUUUCAGUUCCGAUGAGCUUCGAUGGGACGAUUGAAACUUGCUUUCGUACGCACAAGGUAAUGUUUGCCAGUCGUCCCCCCAUGAAAAGCGCAUCCUUUUGAGGAGAAGGGGAAAACUGGCGCUUUACAAACAGCAUCGGGAGGGAGUUGCACCGAGAAAGGCCCUUUUCCUCUCCCCAGCAUCAGCGAACCGCGCCUGCGCUCGGGACUGCUGCCGAAACUCCGGCUCGAAAGUGUUGUGAGUUUACUCGGAGCUCCGACCUCGAUGGUGGAACGGCGGGACCAUCGAUUGAGCCGCCUCGUCGUCGGACCUGUAGAACGCAAUGUCACUACUUCUGGCCACGUGGACGCUCACUCUUGCAGUGGCCUACGCUUGGACAGAGUACGGGAACGCAGGAUACGUGAAUGAAAUCACUGUUGUCACAAACCAGACUGGAAAGCUGUAUUGCAACACAACGGUUCUGUCUGGAAGCAACGAUGAAAACCCAUCCCAAAUACGGUGGUAUAAAGGUGCUGAGCUCAUCUACAUGCUCACUUCAGAUGGUCGUAAUGUCCCAGUGCGGCAGAUGACGCACAGGCCCAGUGCAACUUGGAAGGAUCGCCUGCAAUUGAGAGCUACGCGCCUGCCCAUCUGGCUCAGUAUCAACAUGGUGAACACGUACGACCAGGGACACUAUCAUUGUCACGUGUAUUACGGCAAUGACCUCAAGAGGAACAUCACUCACUUUCUUAAGGUUAUAGAGCCUCCCCACGGUUUAGUUGUGCUGGCUGGCCGGCUUCGCCAAGUGCGUUUGCAGUCAAACGAGUACGUAAACCAUAGUGAAGGAGAGGAUUUAUACCUGGAAUGUCGUGCCAUUGGAGGGAAGCCGGAUGCUCAUAUCCGUUGGCUGGAGGAUCCUCUCAAGGAGAAUUCGUCAAGUGGCCGCGCUGUACUAAUCAUUCCAAAAGUUCCCAGGCAUCUUGAUAACGGUGUUUUCACCUGCGAGGCUUCCAACAGCAAUAUUACGGGACCGUUACAAACAUCAGUGUCCUUAAGGUUGAACUUAAAACCAGUGAACGUCACCAUUCGGAACAAAAACACUCCUUUAAAGGCAGGUGUCCUCGCUAGAGUGGAAUGUGAAUCAUACGGAUCGAGACCUGCUCCCCAUUUUUCGUGGUGGCUCGACGGCAAGGAGCUCAACAGUUCAAGGAUCGUCGAGAAUGACCUAUCUGUGCUGUUUUUUCGACCAACGGUACAGAAUAACAGGCAAACACUGACGUGUAUUGCGAGAAAUCCGUUGAUAAAAAGCAGCAAGAGCAACGACGUAUGGAAUCUGGAUGUUCAGUAUAAACCACAGGUCAAUCUACUGUAUCAAGAUAUGAAGGUGGCUAAAGUGAACGUUACACAUGGAACGCCCAUAUCAUUGGACUGUACAGCGACCGGCAAUCCAGCUGCUACGAGCAUCACUUGGUGCUUUAACCAUAGGCCGCUACGCAGGAUGCCACUCUACAAAUCCGGUUACUUCACAAGAGACGGUACGAGGCUGGACAUACUGAACCCUGGAAGGAAUCACACGGGCGUGUACACUUGUAUGGCCACCAAUGAUCUUGGCAAUUCUACGAGCAAUGAGCUGUUUCUCAGGGUUCUUUAUGAACCUGAAUGUGCGCGUUCAUCUGACGACUACAUUACGGGUUCUAUCAACGACAUAAUUAAAGUCCCAUGUAAAAUAUCUGCCGAACCCAGCGACGUCAAAUUCCACUGGCUUUUCAAAAGUUCAACAGGCACAAACGUGACGACGAGGAAUCUUACGUCGAACUACAACAGUAGCUCGAACGGAGUUCUGUUGUACUCUCCGAAAAUUGCUGCCGACUUCGGCACAAUUCACUGCUGGGCCGAAAAUGAAAUCGGAAAAAUGAAGAAGCCCUGCGUAUUCCACAUUGUAUUAUUCGAUUUAGACGACAGUGUGGUGUCUUAUGUGCUGGUUGCUGUCAUCGUUACCGUGUUGUUCGUCCUCAUUUUGGUCGCAGCAGUGAUCGGCAUCGUUAUUCAGACAAGAACUAAAGACGUUAGAAAGAAAGGGCUUCAGUUACAAACUCGAAAUGGCUCACAAGGGAAUUCCAUGGUACCCAAAUCACUGUACGGGGAUCACAGUGUGUGACUCAGGUGACAAUAGUCAACUACCGGUGCAAAGACUUUCUCGCGAACCUCAUAGUGCCAUCAGAACGGUAACUCACUUCAUGAACUCGCAGGAAAUAUCACACCUACCAUAUCGCAAUGGGAGCAGUUUCAUAGACAGUGAAUAAGUGUUUGCUGUUACCUGUUCAUUGUUUCCGGCGGCUUCUGCAAGCGGGAAUAUACGUGUUGGAUCCUCGUUCUACUACUAUCAUCGUGUUUGCAUGCAUGAUACUUGAGCAAACUGCGACGAUAAUUGUUGUUGCAAAAUGAAUAACACGUCCAGAUCAGCUUGAGCCAUGUUGCUGAGAGGUUAGCGAGAUAUUAGAAGACACAUCUAUGGGCUGUUUCGUACCAUUCUCCCAUCUAUUAAAAACAAUUAGCCGCACGUAUAGGGGAUUAGCCACAGUGAACGCAAUCAUAUGCGGCCGUAUUGGGAAAGGAGGGCUGUUCAUUUGCCGAAGAAUGCAGUAAGAAUGAAGAAAGCAGGGUUCAAUGCAGGAAGACGUUGACAAGCAUAAUCACUCUAGUACGUCUGACAUGAAUGGGAAGAUAUAGUGACACUGUAGCGAACUGCAUUGUGUUUUCGUAUGUUAAACCAGUUGGGGGGGGGGGGGGGAGAGUAAAGGUAAACGAAGUCAUUAGACAUUGUUUGGCCAGCCUGUAAGAAAACAAGAGUCCACAUAAGAAGAUAAGUCUAAAGGUGAGAAUUGUGACUUUAUGGAUCCUUGACUCACGCUAUUGACGUACAAAUGUAUACAAGAAAACUACAUAUCCAGAUAUUGCAGUGAUUCAGAUAUGUAUGCAUACUGUGCACAUGGAGUACAUCUUGUUAGAUGCUUGUGAUUAUAUGCGGUUGCUUCCCUGCAUUCCGCCUCUUUCUUCAGUGCCGGAUUUUGUAAACAAAUAGAUCUACUGAGAGCUAGACCUUCACUGUAACUUACGCGUUACUCCUUACAUUCUGUCAGAGUUGACUUUAUUCGUACGUGUUACAGUAGAAGAAACACAGUAGUAUCGUAUAGUGUGCUAUUAAGCAGAUUCCUCCGUUCUAGUUGCUUAUGUUUAAGCUAUUUUUAUCGAAAGAAGUGUAAAAAUGAUGAGUAGAGGCAUUCAUCGCACGAUACAGUACUCAUUAAAUCGUAUUUUGUAAAAAAAAAUUAAAUAACGACGAUGUUUUCCCGAUUGCACAA
Molecule: messenger RNA, 3412 nt
Organism: Ornithodoros turicata
Lineage: Eukaryota; Metazoa; Arthropoda; Arachnida; Ixodida; Argasidae
Product: B-cell receptor CD22-like
Exons: 10
Coding region: 394-2208 (604 amino acids)
Source: RefSeq, a predicted model, not a curated record